UUGAUGAUAUUUUUGGCCCUCGCGAUAGGGCGUUUGUCCGAAGGGACUGCGGCCAUCUCUUCCAGUCCACCCCGCUUGCUUGGGGACGAAGUGAGACGAGAGGGAGGGAGGUAGCACGCCAUACGAGACCCCGUCGCACCCAAUUGGAUCGUUCUUUGCCGAUCCCUCUUCCGUGCGGUUCGUCCUUCCGUCGGUCGUCUCUUGUCAACGGUUCGAGGUGCGGAUCUUGAAUCCUCCGACUGCAGAGCCCGAUCGCACUAGCCCCCUUUUCGGUCCGUGUCUUGUUGAUUGAUAUUAGUUUUCCAGCUUCGCUUGUUGAGGCUAUCGUAAUAACACUGGAGGUCUUCUAUUUUGAAGUUAGAAUGAGUUACCGGUGGAGAUUUCCCGACUUCGAUUUCCAGGGUCUUUUUUCUUAGAGGUGAGGAGCAACCUGCAAAAGAUUAAUUCUUAUGAUCCCUGUAUAUUAAGGAAUUUUUAUCUUGGUCGAAAAUGGCAGCAUGUCCUGCUUCUAAGUUAACCAUCUUCCAUGGCAGUCUCGUCAUGGGGAUUCUUCCCUUCCAGUUUUAGGUAAAUGGAGUAAGAUAAAAGCAAGCUGGUAAAGUGAUUGGAUAAGUGCUGAAUGUUUCAGUAUAUUCAAUGGAUGCUAGGAAAGGAGUUGGCUCAGCAAGCCAAAGACCUAAACAGUAUCCACCAAACUCUACUGAUGCUAAUGUUAGACCAUCAGAGGUUAGUGUAUCAAGUGUUGCAAGGCCUGUUCUGAAUUACUCAAUUCAGACCGGUGAGGAGUUUGCUCUUGAAUUUAUGAGAGAACGGGCAAUGUCCAAGAAGCCUGCUGUCCAGAAUGCACCUGAGGAUCAAAGUAUAACCACUAGUUACAUGGACAUGAAGGGUGUGCUGAGUAUACCACACAUGGGGUCUGAAAGUGCUUCAGAUCUUUCAGCGCUUGUUGCCGGAGAUAAUCGUCGUUUGAAGGAGACUGAGAAGAACAACUUCUCUGAAACUGAACAUAAAGGUCAUUAUGCAUCAUCAAGGUCAAUGCCACGAGUAUCAUCUAGUGAGGGAAGCAGUCGAACAGUUCCUCAUGGGUAUACUUCUUCAGAAGCUUCUGAUAUCUUAUCGAAAAGAUUGAAAUUUCUUUGCAGUUUUGGUGGUAAGAUUUUACCUCGACCUAGUGAUGGAAAACUGAGAUAUGUGGGAGGUGAUACACGUAUUAUACGAGUAAGCAGGGAUAUUUCAUGGGCGGAACUAAUGCAAAAGACAAUGGCAAUAUAUGGUCGACCUCAUACUGUCAAGUAUCAACUGCCUGGGGAGGAUUUGGAUGCCUUGAUAUCAGUUUCUUGUGACGAAGAUCUACAGAAUAUGAUGGAAGAGUACAGUAUUCUUGAAGGUGGUGAGGGAUCACAGAAACUCAGGGUGUUUCUAUUUACUUCAGAUGAUUCUGAUGAUGUGCACUUCAGCUUUGGCAGUAUGGAGGGUGACUCAGAGAUCCAGUAUGUUGUUGCGGUCAAUGGCAUGGAUUUAGGAUCUGGAAAAGCAUCAUAUGGGCAUGGAUUGCCAAGCACAUCGACUAGUGACUUGGAUCAGUUACUUAAUCUCAAUAUUGAGCCUGAAAGGGCUCGUGCUUACACAAUUGCGACUCAGUCAGCUGGGUUUGCUGCUGAUCCUAUAGCAUCUCCUGCUACAUUAACUCCAGCAUUGCAGGCAAGCUCAUCCACUGACUAUGGUAGCUAUUCACAGGGUUUUGAGGACCACAGAUAUCAUUAUGUUGAAGGUGAACACUAUGCUUACAGUCCCAUCAAUCCUCCAGACAGGUAUCCAUAUUCAAAUAGCAGAAUCUCCAUUCCUCUACCUGCACCAUCUGAUUAUCAAUAUAGCUCCAACUAUACAGCGACUAGUACUUCUACUCAGCCAGGCCAACAAAUCCUUUAUCAAGCCGUACCACAAGUUCCACACAGUGGUAUAAGUCCAUUUGAUAAAGAGACUGUAAAGAAGGAUGCAAAAGUGGCAGUUGAUGGUUCCUCUCACAGAAAAACUGAAAAUGAGCAUCCUGGCCCCCACAAGAAUGAACCUAUUUCGACCAUACAGCAGCAUGAUAUUACAGUUUCAAGCUAUAUGCAUUCAGAAAGUAUGGGCGUUGUUGCUGCACCGGAGAAUUCAACGUCUCUGCCACCUUCAAAAAGUAAAGGGAAACAGCUGGAGCCUGGACUUGGUUCAUCAACCAAUGCUGCAAAUGUUGCACAUGGAUCUGACCUUAAUGAACAUGACCAAUACUCCUCUAAUGGAGCUUUGAUGUCUGGUUCUAUUGAUGAUGAAGCCAAUGUCACCGAUGUGAGCUGCAAUAAUCCACCUUCACGCCCUUCCCGAGGUUACCAGUCUGAGAGGCUUCCUCGGGAGCAAGCAGAAUUCCUAAAUCGACUAUCUAAAUCUGAUGAUUCCAUUGGUUCUCAAUAUCUGAUAAAUCAGGCAUGCCUGAUUGCAGCUCAAGAAUCCAUCCCAGAAGUAACUGACACCGUACUUGAGGGAGAUCUGGGCUCACAGACUGAUAAGUUUUUAUCAUCUGCAAAGCCACCACGCCCUAGCAAUGCAACUACUGAACAUAAAUAUAAGAAAGAAGGAAAUACAAUCACUCAAGCUAAUAAAUUUGAACCUGUCUCCACUGCACAAGGGUCAGAAAGUGCAAAGUUUUCUCAACCUUUGAUUCCUUUGACCAAUCAUAAUAUGCAUGAUCUAAAUGAAGGUGCUGUAAGUUCAGUUGUUCAGGCAGGGCUUGGUCAAAUUGAUGCUAUCACUGAUGAAAAAAGUUAUAAACAAGGGGGGAAGAUCCAGAAGACUGAGUUUCAACAUGCACCUUUAAAGUCUGCAUAUGAUAAACCUACUAUCACUGAAGGCAUUGAAAAGGUUACAACUGUUGCUGAAACAGACAUGGUCAGAAUCAAUAUCAAAGAAGCACAUGCAGACGGAGCUUCUGUUAAGCCACAAGAACAUCCUUCCACUGUUCCUGACAUUCCAUGGGAGGGAAUACCUAACAAUGAUACAUAUAAUACCAAUGUUGAGCAUACCCCAGCAUUCAAUUGGGUGGAAAGUACUGUUGGAGCCAUCUCUCAGGACUCUUCUGCUCCCUCCUCAGAACGGAGAGAUAUUCUUAUUGAUAUUAAUGAUCGGUUCCCUCCUAACCUGCUCUCUGAUAUCUUCAAUAAGGCCAGGAUUGAUGAGGAUUUGUCAAAUAGAAAGCCCCUGCGCAAUGAUGAUACUGGACUCAGUCUGAACAUGCAAAACCAUGAGCCUAAGCGUUGGUCUUUCUUCAGAAAACUGGCCCAGGAUGAGUUUAAACAAAAAGAUUUUUCUCUUAUGGAUCAAGAUCCUAUUAAUUACACAUCUUUGCUUCCUAAAGUGGAAGAAGGGGUUUCUAACCCAGACCAGUGUGCACAAUUGGAAGACGAGAGAGUAGGUUUUUGUCGAAUUGAUCCCCAAAUUAAUUUUAAUGAGGGAAUGCAGGAAUCAUCUGAUACCAUUGUAGAGGAUCCCAACAUUUUGGACCCAGGUUAUAUUCCAUCACAGGCAUCUCAUCCACUUGGAAUGGACAAGGGGGAAGGUUUGCAGGUAGAGAAUCCUUUUACAAGGUUAGGAGAGACUUUUAGAACACAUAUUUCGGAGAAUGAGGAAUUGAAAUUUGAUGGUGGGGAAGUUGCUGAGUCGGUCUUAGACACUUCUGUGUAUGAUUUUGAUCUUAAUAAUCUGCAGCUAAUAAAAAACGAGGAUCUUGAAGAGUUACGUGAACUGGGUUCUGGCACUUUUGGCACUGUAUAUCAUGGAAAAUGGAGGGGCACUGAUGUGGCUAUAAAGCGAAUAAAGAAGAGCUGCUUUACUGGGCGAUCAUCUGAGCAGGAGAGACUGACCAUGGAGUUUUGGCGGGAGGCUGAAAUUCUUUCCCAACUUCAUCAUCCCAAUGUGGUGGCCUUUUAUGGGGUUGUAAAGGAUGGACCAGGGGGAACCAUGGCAACAGUAGCAGAAUUCAUGGUUAAUGGUUCUCUUCGGCAUGUUUUGUUACGCAAGGACAAGUAUCUCGAUCGUCGUAAAAAACUUAUCAUUGCCAUGGACGCUGCUUUUGGGAUGGAAUAUUUGCACUCUAAAAACAUCGUACAUUUUGAUCUGAAAUGUGAUAACUUGCUUGUAAAUCUUAAAGAUCAAUCACGUCCCAUCUGUAAGGUCGGUGAUUUUGGUUUGUCAAAAAUUAAACGCAAUACUCUAGUUUCUGGUGGUGUCAGAGGCACGUUACCUUGGAUGGCUCCAGAGUUAUUAAAUGGAAGUAGCAACAAGGUGUCUGAGAAGGUAGAUGUGUUCUCUUUUGGUAUUGUUAUGUGGGAAAUCCUCACGGGAGAAGAGCCUUAUGCCAAUAUGCAUUAUGGUGCAAUUAUAGGAGGUAUUGUGAAUAAUACAUUGAGGCCUCCGGUACCAGCUACGUGUGACCCGGAAUGGAGAAAGCUUAUGGAGCAGUGCUGGGCCCCUGAUCCACUGCAAAGGCCAUCCUUCGCCCAAAUAGCUGCUUGUUUGCGAGGUAUGUCUGUUGCCAGUCAGGUGAAACCAGGCAAAUAAACUAGUUGUCCACUUCUAGUAUACUACCACUCGUGCUGAAUUAUUGAGCCUAUUCCUUUCUAUUGUAUGUUCAGUGGAAUAUAUGUGUAUGUUGUUUGAGCGUAUGCCUAAACUUGUUAGAUUGGUGCUUUGCUUUUCUUUCUUUCUUUCUUUCUUUCUUUCUUUCUUUCUAUAUAUAUAUAUUGUAUGUUCUGCACCAUAGAGGAUCAUGUUAUGUGUUUACAACUUGUAUUUACUCAAAGAAGUUGGAUUUAUGAGCUACCUC
This is a messenger RNA of Musa acuminata subsp. malaccensis (wild Malaysian banana), 4858 nucleotides long. RefSeq lists its product as uncharacterized. Lineage: Eukaryota; Viridiplantae; Streptophyta; Magnoliopsida; Zingiberales; Musaceae. The record is from RefSeq and is a predicted model, not a curated record. Gene Ontology annotation, cellular component: cytoplasm. Gene Ontology annotation, biological process: signal transduction; protein phosphorylation. Gene Ontology annotation, molecular function: protein binding; ATP binding; protein kinase activity.